AUGAGUCUCCUAUCAAUGAUUAUUAUCUGGUGUGAUGUUAGUUUCGAAAAUGACGAAAGCUACCAGCCAAUGAAAGAUGAAUUCAAUGAAACGACUACCGCUACAUCGAAGAAACCAGUGGAUCCUAUCGAUAUGUUGAUAUUCGAUGAAGGAAAAGAAGAGCUACGAUCAAAUAAUGUUCCACUCAUCACCGUUCGAACGGCUGAUGAUGCAAUGCGUCAGAUCGAGAAGAAUAAAGAUAAAAAAAAUUUUGUCAUCUGUUCUGGUACAGUAGGCCGAUACCUCGUACCAGAAAUUUCGUCUCAAUAUCAUGAGAUACACGAUGUCUAUAUAUAUGCUCACAAUAUUGCCCUACAUGUCGACUGGGCAGAUAAAUACAUUGGAAUGUUAAAACUGUUUAAUUUUCAUACUGAUCUGUUAGUUCGACUGACACGAGAUAUUGCUAAUUAUUUUAUUAAACGAGGACAAAUCUUAUUGAAUCCGGAAGUCGACAUGCCAAAGGAAGCAUUAAUCUGUUUCAAACAUGCUCAACAACUGGAAAUAGUAGCUAAUAUACGAGAAAAGAUGAAGCCUAAUACCAAACAUCCGGAAAAAGAUUAUGCGCAACCCGAUUUUCGUGAUCAUCUCGAUUUACUCGAAGGUAAAAAUGGACUAAUCUCUAAAGCUGAAGAAGCUAUACGUGAACAAGAUGGUUGUUUGGAAGCUUCUUGA
Rotaria sp. Silwood2 is the source of this 711-nucleotide messenger RNA. The record is from the annotation of a GenBank genome assembly. Lineage: Eukaryota; Metazoa; Rotifera; Eurotatoria; Philodinida; Philodinidae.